CCUGCCUUCCUCGCCGCGGCGCUUCGGCCCCAUGGACGCCCUGUGCGGCUCCGGGGAGCUCGGCUCCAAGUUCUGGGACUCCAAUCUGUCCGUGCACACAGACAACCCGGACCUCACUCCCUGCUUCCAGAACUCCCUGCUGGCCUGGGUCCCCUGCAUCUACCUGUGGGUCACCCUCCCCUGCUACCUGUUAUACCUGCAGCACCACCAUCAAGGCUACAUCAUCCUCUCCCCCCUCUCCAGGCUCAAGACGGCCUUGGGCUUCCUGCUGUGGUGCGUCUCCUGGGCUGACCUCUUCUACUCCUUCCAUGGCCUGGUCCACGGCUGGGCCCCUGCCCCCGUCUUCUUUGUCACCCCCUUGGUGGUGGGGGUCACCAUGCUGCUGGCCACGCUGCUGAUCCAGUACGAGCGGCUGCGGGGGGUGCAGUCCUCAGGGGUGCUCAUCAUCUUCUGGUUCCUGUGUGUGGUCUGUGGCGUCAUCCCCUUCCGCUCCAAGAUCCUUUCUGCCUUGGCCAAGGGCAAGAUCUCAGACCCCUUUCGCUUCACCACCUUCUACAUCCAGUUCGCCCUGGUGCUCUUUGCUCUCGUCCUGUCCUGCUUCAGGGAGAAGCCGCCGCUUUUCUCCCCAAAAGAUGUCGACCCUAACCCCUGCCCAGAGGCCAGCGCUGGCUUCCUCUCCCGCCUGUGUUUCUGGUGGUUCACAAAGAUGGCCAUCCUCGGCUACCGGCGCCCCCUGGAGGAUCAGGACCUCUGGUCCCUGAACAAGGAGGACCGCUCGGAGAAGGUGGUGGAGAGGCUGCUCAAGGCGUGGAACAAGCAGCAGAAGGGGGCAGCGCGACACAAGCCUGAGGCGGCAUCUGGGAAGACAGUCUCCAGUGAGGAUGAAGUGCUGCUGGGGGCCCGGCCCAGGCCCCCGGAGCCCUCCUUCCUGAAGGCCCUGCUGGCCACCUUUGGGCCCAGCCUCCUCAUCGGCACAUGCUUCAAGCUGAUCCAGGACCUGCUCGCCUUCGUCAAUCCACAGCUGCUCAGCAUCCUGAUCAGAUUUAUUUCAAACCCCAUGGCCCCCGCCUGGUGGGGCUUCCUGGUGGCUGGGCUGAUGUUCGUGUGCUCCGUGAUGCAGACUCUGAUCCUACACCAGUAUUGCCAGUGCAUCUUUGUCAUGGGGUUGAGGAUUCGUACGGCAGUGGUAGGCGUCGUCUACAGGAAGGCUCUGAUCAUCACCAAUUCAGUCAAACGUGAGUCCACUGUGGGAGAAAUUGUCAACCUCAUGUCAGUGGACGCCCAGCGCCUCAUGGAAGUUGCCCCCUUCCUCAACCUGCUGUGGUCAGCACCCGUGCAGAUCAUCCUGGCAAUCUACUUCCUCUGGCAGAACCUGGGGCCCUCCGUCCUGGCUGGAGUUGCUCUUAUGGUCUUGCUGAUCCCACUCAAUGGAGCUUUGGCCAUGAAGAUUCGUACUUUCCAGGUAAAGCAAAUGAAAUUCAAGGACUCGCGCACCAAGCUGAUGAGUGAGAUCCUGAGUGGCAUCAAGGUGCUGAAGCUGUAUGCCUGGGAGCCCAGCUUCCAGAAACAGGUGGAGGGCAUCCGGCAGGACGAGCUCCGGCUGCUGCGCAAGGCCGCCUACUUCCACGCCGUAUCUACCUUCAUCUGGACCUGCACCCCCUUCCUGGUGACCCUGAUCACCCUGGGGACAUACGUGUCUGUGGAUGUGAACAACGUGCUGGACGCUGAGAAGGCCUUUGUGACCAUAUCCCUGUUUAAUAUCUUAAAGAUGCCCCUCAACAUGCUGCCCCAGUUAAUCAGCCUUAUGGCCCAGACCAGUGUGUCUCUGAAACGGAUCCAGCAUUUCCUGAGCCAAGAUGAACUUGACCCCAAGUGUGUGGAAAGAAAGACCAUCACCCCAGGCCAUGCCAUCACCAUACACAAUGGCACCUUCACCUGGGCCCAGGACCUGCCCCCCAUCCUGCACAGCUUAAACAUCCAAGUGCCAAAAGGGGCACUGGUGGCCGUGGUGGGGCCCGUGGGCUGUGGGAAGUCCUCCCUGGUGUCUGCCCUGCUGGGAGAGAUGGAGAAGCUGGAAGGCAAGGUGCAUGUGAAGGGCUCCGUGGCUUAUGUGCCCCAGCAGGCAUGGAUCCAGAACUGCACUCUCCAGGAAAACGUGCUGUUUGGCCAAGCCCUGGACCCCAAGCGCUACCAACGGGCCCUGGAGGCCUGUGCCCUGCUAGCUGACCUGGAGGUGCUACCUGGCAGGGACCAGACGGAGAUUGGAGAGAAGGGCAUUAACCUGUCUGGGGGCCAGCGGCAGCGGGUCAGUAUGGCCCGAGCUGUUUACAGCGCUGCCGACAUUUUUUUGCUGGAUGACCCACUGUCAGCCGUGGACUCCCAUGUGGCCAAGCACAUCUUUGACCAAGUCAUCGGGCCAGAAGGUGUGCUGGCAGGCAAGACACGGGUGCUGGUGACGCACAGCAUCAGCUUCCUGCCCCAGACAGACUUCAUCAUCGUGCUGGCUGACGGGCGGGUGUCUGAGGUGGGCACCUACACAGCCCUGCUGCAGCGCAACGACUCCUUUGCCAACUUCCUCCGGAACUACGCACCUGAUGAGGACGAGGAGCACCUGGAGGAGGACCGCAGGGCCGCCUUGGAGAUUGUAGACGAUGAGGAGGCGCUGCCGAUUGAAGACACGCUCAGCAGUCACACAGACUUGGAGAAUGAGCCAGUCAUGUAUGAGGUCCAGAAGCAGUUUAUGAGACAGCUGAGUGCCAUGUCCUCAGAAGGCGAGGGCCAGGGUCGGCCUGUGCCCCGGAGACGUGUGGGUCCAGCAGAAAAGGUUGUGCAGGCAGCAGAGGCAAAAGCGAGCGGGGCAUUGGUCCAGGAGGAGAAGAUGGAGACGGGCACCGUGAAGCUGAGUGUGUUCUGGGAUUAUGCCAAGGCCAUGGGGCUCUGCACAACACUGGUCGUCUGUCUGCUGUACGCUGGUCAGAGUGCAGCUUCCAUUGGGGCCAACGUGUGGCUCAGUGCCUGGACCAACGAGGCUAUGGUGGAGGGUCGACAGAACAACACCUCCCUGAGGCUGGGUGUCUAUGCCGCCUUGGGAAUUCUGCAAGGGCUCCUGGUGCUGCUGGCAGCCGUCACAAUGGUGGUGGGCAGCGUCCAAGCCGGGCGCUUGCUUCACCAGGCGCUGCUACACAACAAGAUGCGCUCGCCACAGUCCUUCUUCGACACGACGCCCUCAGGCCGUAUCCUCAACCGCUUCUCCAAAGACAUCUACGUCAUCGACGAGGCUCUGUCCCCCACCAUCCUCAUGCUGCUGGGUUCCUUCUUCAACUCCCUCUCCAUCCUCGUGGUCGUCAUGACCAGCACACCGCUCUUCGCUGUGGUCAUCCUGCCCCUGGCGGUCCUCUACAUCUUGGUGCAGCGCUUCUAUGCAGCCACAUCACGGCAACUGAAGCGUCUGGAAUCGGUCAGUCGCUCACCCAUUUACUCCCACUUUUCGGAGACGGUAACUGGCACUAGCGUCAUCCGGGCCUACGGCCGCAGCCAGGACUUCCAGGCCAUCAAUGACGCUAAGGUGGACAAGAACCAGAGGAGCUGCUACGUGGACAUUGCCUCCAACCGGUGGCUGGGGAUCCACGUGGAGUUCACGGGGAACUGUAUUGUGCUCUUUGCUGCACUCUUUGCUGUGAUUGGGAGAAGCAGCCUGAGUCCGGGGCUGGUGGGCCUUUCUGUGUCCUACGCCCUACAGGUAACAUUUGUUCUGAACUGGAUGAUACGAAUGAUGUCAGCCUUGGAGUCUAAUAUUGUGGCCGUGGAGAGAGUCAAGGAGUACUCCAAGACGGAGACGGAGGCCCCUUGGGUGGUGGAAGGCAGCCGCCCUCCCGCGGGCUGGCCCUCGCAGGGCGACGUGGAGUUCCGGAAUUACUCUGUGCGCUACCGGCCGGGCCUGGAGCUGGUGCUGAAAGACCUGAGUCUGCGCGUGCGCGGUGGCGAGAAGGUGGGGAUCGUGGGCCGCACUGGGGCUGGCAAAUCGUCCAUGACCCUCGGCCUCUUCCGCGUCCUGGAGGCCGCAGAGGGUGAAAUCUGCAUUGACGGCCUCAACGUGAGAGACAUCGGACUCCAUGACCUGCGUUCUCGGCUGACCAUCAUCCCCCAGGACCCCAUCCUGUUCUCGGGGACCCUGCGUAUGAACCUGGACCCCUCCAGCAGUUACUCGGAGGAAGACAUAUGGCGAGCCUUGGAGCUGUCCCACCUGCAUUCGUUUGUGAGCUCCCAGCCGGCAGGCCUGGACUUCGAGUGCUCCGAGGGCGGGGAGAAUCUCAGCGUGGGCCAGCGGCAGCUCGUGUGCCUGGCCCGAGCCCUGCUCCGCAAGAGCCGCAUCCUGGUUUUAGACGAGGCCACGGCCGCCGUCGACCUGGAGACUGACGACCUCAUCCAGGCCACCAUCCGCACCCAGUUUGAGGCCUGCACGGUGCUGACCAUCGCACACCGGCUCAACACCAUCAUGGACUAUGACAGAGUCCUGGUCCUGGACAAAGGGACAGUAGCCGAAUUUGAUUCUCCAACCCACCUCAUUGCAGCCAGAGGCAUCUUCUACGGGAUGGCCAAGGACGCUGGACUUGCCUAAAGUAUAUUCCUGGGCUUUCCUCCUGGCCACUCCUGGCUUUAUCAGGAAGAGAAAGGACACCAAAUAUGUCUGCAGAAUGGACUUGACAGCAAAUGCUGGGGGCAUCUGUUAGAUUUUGCCCCUGUAAAGUGCCUCACAGGAUAACCGUCACAGCUAGUCUGAGGCAGAGCCCAGACUAGUCCCCGGGUCUCCUGCUCCCCAAUCUCGUGUGAUUCCCAGACUUCACUGUUUUCAAUCAUUUCAUGGAAUGACUUCCCUACCCCCUUUGAUUUUUCAUAUUUUUGACUCUAAAGUUUUUUUUUUUAAAUAAAGCCUUUUCCUCCUGGAACAGAAGACUGCCGGGUCAGGCCGUCCCUAGGAACUGAAUCCUGUACUCUGGGGUGCUGGCCUGAAUCCAUUAAAAAUGGAGCACUGAUGAAAUAAAGCUACGUGGUCAACAGU
Ceratotherium simum simum (southern white rhinoceros) is the source of this 5059-nucleotide messenger RNA. It is a transcript of the gene ABCC3, whose product is annotated as ATP binding cassette subfamily C member 3. Gene Ontology annotation, biological process: transmembrane transport. The record is from RefSeq and is a predicted model, not a curated record. Gene Ontology annotation, cellular component: membrane. Gene Ontology annotation, molecular function: ABC-type transporter activity; ATP hydrolysis activity; ATP binding. NCBI's taxonomy places the organism in Eukaryota, Metazoa, Chordata, Mammalia, Perissodactyla, Rhinocerotidae.